AUGAUGCAACAUCGCAUGGCAAAAGACGAAGUCUCCGCGGCAGGCGAAGAGAAUGAGGUCCGUCGCGAAGACCAGGAGAAGAUCAACCGCUUCAGUCGUCUUCAUCAACGUGAGACGCUGCUAGAGGAGCAGUUGAAGGCCAAACAGAAAGAUAAAGAGGAUCUCGAGGAGAUUUCUAUGGAGCUGGAACUGGCCGAUGAGGAUGAACUAGUGCCGUACAAGAUUGGGGACUCCUUCUUCCAACUUCCCCUUGCUGAUGCUCAAUCUCUCCUGUCUUCAUCGACGGAGCAGAUCGACUCCGAGGUGUCAGGGCUGGAGGAGAAGUUGAGCGAUCUGCGCGACGAAUUGCAGCAAUUGAAGGUGGCGCUGUAUGCGCGGUUUGGACGGAGUAUUAACCUGGAAGUCUAAAUUAUCAUCGUAGUAUUCAAGGGUCUCAAGGAUCUGUGGAAUAUGCAGUAUGAGGGUGGAUUGAAAGGUUCUAUCAUUAAUGUAUAGAGGUCAAAAUAAAAUCAUGAUGUCACUGUAU
This is a messenger RNA of Aspergillus nomiae NRRL 13137, 526 nucleotides long. RefSeq names its product tubulin-binding prefolding complex subunit GIM3. The record is from RefSeq and is a predicted model, not a curated record. Gene Ontology annotation, cellular component: prefoldin complex; cytoplasm. The transcript is spliced from 4 exons. Bases 1 to 408 code for a protein of 135 amino acids. Gene Ontology annotation, biological process: protein folding. Lineage: Eukaryota; Fungi; Ascomycota; Eurotiomycetes; Eurotiales; Aspergillaceae.